CAGAAAAAAAAGAUUUCUUUAUUUUAUUUUAUAAAAACAUAAACUCAACAAACACUGAGGUAGCCUACUGCUGCUGUGAUCUGUUCCCUUGCUUGGAGUUGUAUCCUGCAGAUUGGUUUAGACUGGGGCAGAGACAUGAGCUAAUUGUAUCCUGAUCUUUGCCUUGAGGGGUUUCGGAGCCCUGGAGCAAGUAUUCUCUGUAUUUUGUUCUGUCUACCUUAGCCAAGCUAUUGCAUUUCUCACUGGUGUAGGAAGAGAAGCAGCUCGUGGGCCAAAUCGGACGGAAAAGGUGCACAAAAAGAUACUUUAUGCCUCUCUAUGUAUCAGGAUAAUCGCUGCAGUAUGUCCAGGCCCAUGAUCACACGAUCACCGGUGUCUCCCUUGAGCAACCAGGGCAUCCCAGCACCUGCACAGCUCACCAAAUCCAAUGCGCCUGUGCACAUUGAUGUGGGCGGACACAUGUACACCAGCAGUCUGGCCACCUUAACCAAAUUCCCAGAAUCCCGAAUCGGUCGUCUCUUUGAUGGCACAGAGCCUAUAGUCCUGGACAGCCUGAAGCAGCACUACUUCAUUGACAGGGAUGGACACAUGUUCCGCUACAUCCUCAACUUCCUCAGGACGUCCAAGCUCCUCAUCCCAGAAGACUUCAAAGACUUCAGUCUGCUGUAUGAGGAGGCCCGGUACUUCCAGCUGCAGCCCAUGCUUGCUGAGUUGGACAACUGGCGCCAUGAUCAGGAUCUGAGCCGGGUGUCGCGCCCCUGCGAGUGUUUGGUGGUGCGAGUUGCACCUGACCUGGGCGAGAGGAUCACGCUCAGCGGUGACAAAGCCCUGAUUGAAGACGUGUUUCCGGAAAUUGGUGACGUCAUGUGCAACUCCGUGAAUGCUGGGUGGAACCAUGACUCCACGCACGUCAUCCGAUUCCCACUUAAUGGAUACUGCCACCUCAACUCUGUGCAGGUUCUAGAGCGUCUCCAACAACGUGGUUUCGAUAUCGCCGGCUCCUGUGGCGGCGGCGUUGAUUCAUCCCAAUUCAGCGAGUACGUCCUGAGGAGGGAACUGAGGAGGACGAGUCAGCGAGGAUCCAAUUCAAACAGGAUAAAGCAGGAGCAGCUGGACUAGAAACUUCCCGAGCAGCAGGAGGUGCUAGACUUUUCUGUGGCAGCCAAACGCUUGAAGCUGCAGAGCUCUGAGGACUCACUUUUUCUUCGUUUCCUUGUUGAUGUUUUUGUUUUCUUAAACUUGAGAACCAUCUAAAAUAAAAAUGAAAUGCAACAGGAGAUUUUUUGCCAUAAGAAGAGACAAGACAUUUGAUAAGUUUGAGAUUGCAAGGACAUUUUUGAAUGUCUAGCCCCCCAUAAACCAAUUUAAAAAGGGAUUUAUUUACGGUAGAUCCCAAAACAAAGUUUGUUUUAAAACUUGGAGCCUACAUUAGGUUGAAUAUGAUUUCUAUUAUACCCUUAUAAAUUUAAAAAAGGCUUUUAUUUCUUAUGUAGUAUGUGACAUUACGUGUCACCAGUGACUUGGUUUUGAUGUCUCACUGGCAAAUUGGCUAAGUCUGUUUUUAUCCCUUGCUGUAAAAAGGUCACUAAUAUGUGACAGUACAGAAUGUCUCAGUUGUCAUAAACAGUUAGUUUCAACAAAGCAUAAUUUUUCACAAAUCACAUGAUGUUGAAUAUUGUGAUACCAAUGAAGUGUUUUCUUUUUUUACUUGAAAGUUUUUUUUUUGAUUAUGCCAUAACAUAUAGUUGACAUUAGUGCCAUCAAAGUUAAACCUCAAAGAUAGGUUUCUAUACGCAGAAAAGAAAAUAAUUUAGUAAAUUAUAAUAUCACAGCAUUGGCCUCAUUGGGGAGUAUGAAUACUAGCCCCCAUGUGCUACUUUGGGGAUCAUUUAAUUGGAUCAUAAUAUUCCUCAGAGUCAUGACCUGUAAACUCUUCAUUGUAUACGUGUUUGUGUUUUUUACAUUUAAUCUUUUUAAAACAAAUGUGUUGCCUGGACAAGACUGAACAGAUUAAAGCUUAUUGUACUACCCACUCCAAGAUCACUUUUACUCGUAGCACAUAUUGAUAUGAAGUUGGAUAUAAAGUAUUUCUAAGAUGACUGACCCACCUACGCUCCCUAGAUUUGAGUAAAGAGGAAUGUAGCACAAAAUGUGAAAUAAAUCUCAACUACAGUUGU
Messenger RNA from Trematomus bernacchii (emerald rockcod), 2177 nucleotides. RefSeq names its product BTB/POZ domain-containing protein KCTD1. The transcript is spliced from 5 exons. Lineage: Eukaryota; Metazoa; Chordata; Actinopteri; Perciformes; Nototheniidae. Gene Ontology annotation, biological process: negative regulation of DNA-templated transcription; protein homooligomerization. The coding region runs from base 319 to 1119 and encodes 266 amino acids. The record is from RefSeq and is a predicted model, not a curated record. Gene Ontology annotation, molecular function: transcription corepressor activity; transcription factor binding. Gene Ontology annotation, cellular component: nucleus.